Messenger RNA from Schizophyllum commune H4-8, 3837 nucleotides. RefSeq lists its product as uncharacterized. Gene Ontology annotation, cellular component: site of double-strand break; nucleus. The record is from RefSeq and is a predicted model, not a curated record. Lineage: Eukaryota; Fungi; Basidiomycota; Agaricomycetes; Agaricales; Schizophyllaceae. The transcript is spliced from 12 exons. Gene Ontology annotation, molecular function: nucleic acid binding; protein binding. Bases 1 to 3837 code for a protein of 1278 amino acids. Gene Ontology annotation, biological process: DNA repair; proteasome-mediated ubiquitin-dependent protein catabolic process.
AUGGCCGCGAAGACGGUGAAGCUCGUUACGACGUUCCACGCACCGUCGAGCGUUAUCUCCUCCGUAAAAUGCAAGCUCGUACCCGGCGAUGUCGAGCAUCUCGUGGUGGCGAAGAUGUCGCGGCUCGAGGUCUUCUCCCUCCAACCCUCCGGCUUGCGCUUUGAGAGCUCUUUGGAAAUAUGGGGCAGUCUAUGCAGCGUGAAGGCAGUGAGGAGGAAGCCCGAUGUGAAGGACUGUGACCGCUUGGUGGUCAUGCUGGACCAUCCCCAGCCGGAGCUGCUGUUCUUGGAUUUCGAUGGGAGCGAGCUGAAGCUGGCGCACGCGCUCGAUCUGUCGACUGCGAAUGCGCUGCAGCGCGCAGCCGAGUUCUGCAUGGAUUUCUUCGUGAAUGAGGAGGGGUCACGGCUCGUAGUGAGCGCAUACGCGGGGAAGCUGAAGGUGGUGUGCUUGGAGGACGGGCUGCCGACGGAUACGGUCUACGAUGCAUCCGCGUACGAGAACAACAUCCUAUCCAUAUGCUUUGUCCCCGGGACGACAGACUCCAUCGCGAUCCUGCACAUCGACGCCGCCCAGCGCGUGCGGCUCAUUGUGCGCGAUCUGGACACCAGUGAAUACGAGAUCGCGUCGAGGCCAUCGUUGGAGUUGCCCUCCAUCGCGCUCAAUAGCAGCUUCUUUCGAUAUCCUGACGAAGACCGGACCUUCCUGCUUUCCGUCGGAGAAUGGAAGCGGCAGUGGCGGGAGGAUUUCCGGGGAGGUAUAUUGAUUGUCGGGGGAAGGAGGCUGAUGUUGUACGAGCGCGCGGACGAAGACACGAAGAAGAGACACGGCAAGAAACUUGAUGCGUUCGAGGCGAGCUCAAAGGGCGAUGCGAAGAAGCAGAAGGAGGCGAGGGACAAACAGAACCAGCGCGAUCUGAGGAAACGCAAGCCGGCGGCAUCUGUCGACUGGCCGUGGUCCCGCGUUGUCGCAUGCGAGGCCGUUGACGACAUUCGUUUCCUGAUUGGAGAUGAAUAUGGGCGACUUGGACUAGUGCAAGUCGACUUCCGGAACGUCCAGACCUGCCUUGUGCUGAUUCCUCUUGGCUCGAUAAGCCCACCCACGACUAUCACCCACCUCAACGGCUCCAAGGUCUUCAUUGGCUCGCAUUGCGGGGACUCACAGGUCAUUGACAUCGGUACCGUCAUAAUACCAGAGUCCAAACCCCUACCUAUACCACCGGGUUGGCCGACCGUCAAGCCAGAGGAGCUCGAGGAUGGGCCGGCUUCUACCAUGGACGCGACGCAGGAGUCGCCAAAGCCUGCCAAGGGCAAGAUCGUGCAGAUGCGCGGCUCGGUGCUGUCGGUGACGGAGUCCUUCACGAAUAUUGCACCAAUUGUGGACGCGGCGCUUGUGGAUGUGGAUGACAGUGGGCAGCCCCAAAUCGUGACUUGCUCGGGCGACCAAGGUGCGGGUCGAUUACAUGUCAUCCGUAGUGGCGCAGACUUCAAAGUCAUUGCGAACGCGGACGAUUCCAGCGCAGCUCACGUCUCCGGCAUUUGGCCCCUGCGGAACAUGUACGACGAUGCCGAACACAGUCGUAUCUUGCUUGACACGCCCGAAGGCACGCAGCUCUUCCGCAUCGAAGCCGUUGACUCUCAGCAAUCCUUCGUCUAUGAGCCGCUAGAGACCACCGGCUUCUUGUCAGCACGAACACUUGCUGCGGGCAAUGUUCGUGUGGGACCUACAUAUGGCGACUCCCCCAUCGCCGUGCAGGUGACGACCGAGGGCUUGCGCGUGUGCGAGUACGCGAUGGGGAUCGCGGGGUAUACGCCAAUAGGGGGAGCAGGCGUGCAGAGGGGAUGGGGCAAGCCAACUGCCGCCUGCGUGUCGGAGAGCCAGAUAUUCGUCGCGUAUCCUGGGGGCACACUAGCUUAUUUCUGCGUAGAGCUGCAGAACGGCGAUUAUAGGUUGAAGCCCGUAGGGACUCUGAGGCUUCGCGGUGAACCGGAAAUCGCCUCAAUAUGCGUCCUGCCCCCUGAGCCAAAAGAUGGCAAGGUCCCGAAGCAGUCGAAGUACAUCGCGGUCGCGUACUGGGAUAGAUCCAGCAUCGACAUCUUCAAGCUCAAGAAGAAGGCAGUUGGGAGGGCCGACGAUGGUGUCGUCGAAGAACUCACGCACACGACGGACGCCUUGCCAGCACUCGUUCGUGGCCUCACUGUGCAGCACUUCGGUGGCAAGGACGAAGGGCGGUAUACGUAUUUAAUUGCUGGCCUAGCAAAUGGCUCGGUGGUCACGUACGCCCUGCGCGAUGGUGUCACCCACGACCGGAAGGUCACCUCGUUAGGGAGUGCUCCGGUCUCGCUGGCGGUCUACUCAAAAGACGGCGAGCCAGCAGUCUUUGCUGCAGGCCAGCACGCAGCCCUCUGGUCUUGGGAGAAGAAGCGAUUACAUCACGCUGCUGUUAUGGUGCGAGACGUUGCGGCCAUUGCACCACUGGAGUUGCCCGACCACAAGGAUGCGCUGUUGCUGGCAAGCCCCACCGGGCUUACGGUUGGUUCUGUCCAGGCGGUCGACAAGAUGCACAUUCGAACGAUACCGCUCGGAGGGUACACACCUACGGGUAUAGUGCACGAUGCGACAAAUAAGGUCUUCGGGGUGAUCGCGUCGUAUAAGCCUCCAGGGUGCAUUGGUAUAGAUACGGAGCCUGGAACGAAAUGCGCGUUCCUCCUAUUCGAUGAUUCGACAUACGACGAGCUGCAGCGGCAUAACUUUGCAGACGGGACUGUACCGACGGCAAUCACGCUCGUACAGCGUCCCACGGAUGAGGGGGCACAGGAGACAUUCUUCUGCGUUGCCACAUACGACGCUGCUCUCGCUGAAGAAGACGAUCCCGAGCCUGGGCUGCUUACCCUCCUGAGCGUUAGAAGGACGGCGAGUGCAGACGGGUCAACGGCGCAAAUUGCCCAACGAGCGACGCGACCCAUCAUCAAGCCCGCAAUGCAGAUGACCACGGUGAAGGGACUUAUCGCCGCCGCUGUCGAGUCUGCGGUCAUGUUCUUCCGCCCGGACAUAGCGAGCGUCUCGUCUUCGACCUGGACCUUGAACAAGGUCGGCGAAUGGAAUCACAACUUCGUCAUCCGCACUCUUGCCGUACGAGACAACCAUGUCGCGAUUGGCGACCAGAUGCACUCGAUCUCGCUCGUCAAUGUCGCAGUGCUGGCGAACGACACCGUCCAACUUGAUCUGAUCUCGAGUGACUACUCACCUUUGUUCCCGGCGAGCCUCGCAUUGGGGGAGAAGGACGCAGUCAUUGCGGCGAAUAUCGACAUGAACUUGACCACAUUCUCGUCCGCGACAGCCUCAAAUGGGCGAGAGGCGUUGGAUAGGGAUGGCGCGUUUUUCCUUGGUGAAAUGGUGAACAAGUUCAUACCAGGUUCUUUGUCCACUGCGGAGACGACGGACUCCGAGAAUGACUUGACGCUGAAGCCCAGCUAUCUCUUCUUCACCUCGGUCGGCCGCAUAGGCGUGGUCGUCGACUUGGUUGCAGGUGGUUCGCUUUCGCGAUUAUUCACUGACCUCGAGCGCAACAUGUCGUAUGUGUUUCGAGGCGUUGGCGUUCCGAAGGGUCCGCACGAGGACCAUCAGAAGUAUCGCGCACCAAAGAACUCGAUACGCGGCAGCGACUCCGAAUCUGCACGAGGCUUCGUGGACGGCGACUUCCUCGAGCAGUACCUCCAAGUCACCGAUGCUACAACGGCGCGCAAGGUCAUCGAGGGCAAGACCGUGCACGAGAAAAUUCGCACAUACAACCGCGAAGAGAUACGUCAACAGCUGGAAGCGCUGCAGAGCCUUCACUAA